AUGGUUUCGCCUAACCUCAUCCGGUCAGCCCUCUGGCUGGCCGUGCUAGGCACAGCAUCAGCUCUUCCCGGCCCAGAAAACCCGAACGCUCUUGCGCCCCGUCAACCCAUCGACGCCGACCUCGUCCCCCCUCCCACCGACAACGACGCCCCUCCCGCCAUCGACACCACCAAGCUCGCCGGUCACGAAUUCGCCGUCUGCCACAACCUCGACGGCGAUUACAAACCCUUCUGCCUCCCCAAACACAACGAAACCUUCAACCCCGGCGUCCUCAAGUACAUCACCUGGGACCCGGCCUUCUUCUCCAAAGGCCACACCCACGAGAAAGCAAACCACACGGUCAAAAUCAUCGGGUUUUACCUCACCCCCGAAAGCGACACCCACCAAGCCUUUGACUCUGGCGAAAUCUCGUGCGCGUGGGGUUUUUACCAGUGGUCCAUUACCCAAGACCUCAUCAACGCCAACCCAUUGUGGAAUGAAAAACCGGGAAACAAGGCGAAACACUUCAAGCAGAACACACCAACGACGAUAACCCUGAGGAUGGCGGCGCUGCCGGAGGAUGGCUCGCCCGCGGAAUGGCAUCAGGGACCGACGGUGCAGAUUGUCAAGCCGAAGAAGGGGCCGAAUAAGAGUGAUGGGAAGAGGCACCCGGCGGACGAUCAGGUGUUGUAUGUGGCGCUGCCCACGGUCGCGUUUUUCUUGAUGGCGAUUGUGAUGAGCACGUUGUGCUGUAAUAGGGGGGUGAGGAGGAUCGAUUUGGGGAAUGUGAUGGGGAGGAACAGGAGGAGUGAGAGGGGCACGGUGGGGAGGAAUAGGAGGGAUAGGGGGCAGUAUUCUAGGGUUGAUGGGAGGGAUAUGGAGCUUGGGAGGGGGGUUGGGGAGGGGAGUGGAUUGGGGGUUAGGAAGGUUGAUUAA
Molecule: messenger RNA, 915 nt
Organism: Podospora anserina S mat+
Lineage: Eukaryota; Fungi; Ascomycota; Sordariomycetes; Sordariales; Podosporaceae
Exons: 1
Coding region: 1-915 (304 amino acids)
Source: RefSeq, a predicted model, not a curated record